AAGCCAACUCAACGGAGGGAAGAAGGGAAGCUUCACCUCAAACCACUCCCCCACUCCACUCCUCUCUCUCCUUCCUCCCUCCCCCUCUCUCCCCCUCUCCCCACACACGGAAACAGCCACUCCUCACCUCCCCCACCCUCCGGUUCAUGUCCUGCUGCUCCCCAUGUCGCCCCCACUCGAGCUCGACUACAUAGGCCUCUCGCCGCCGCCGGCCGCCGCCGCCGCAGAUGCCACCGACGACCUGAAGGGCACCGAGCUCCGCCUCGGCCUGCCGGGGUCCGAGUCGCCGGACCGCCGCGUCGCGGCCGCCGCCGCGACCACCCUGGAACUGCUCCCAGCGAAGGGAGCCAAGCGCGGAUUCUCCGACGAGGCGCCGCCGCCGUCGCCAGCUGCCACUGCCGGCAAGGGAAAGAAGGUGGCGGACGAGGAGGAGGACGACAAGAAGGUGGCAGCGACCCCGCAGCCGGCCGCCAAAGCUCAGGUGGUGGGAUGGCCACCAAUCCGCAGCUACCGCAAGAACACCAUGGCUACUACCCAGCAGAAGAGCAGCAAGGAGGAUGCUGAGGCCAAACAGGGCCAGGGGUUCCUCUACGUCAAGGUCAGCAUGGAUGGCGCGCCGUAUCUCAGGAAGAUUGACCUCAAGACUUACAAGAACUACAAGGACCUCUCCACUGCCCUUGAGAAGAUGUUCAGUGGCUUCAGUACUGGCAAGGAUGGCUUAUCUGAGUACUGCAAGGAUGGUGAAUAUGUUCUGACUUAUGAAGACAAGGAUGGAGACUGGAUGCUUGUCGGCGACGUGCCAUGGGAGAUGUUCGCUGACUCUUGCCGUAGGCUCAGGAUCAUGAAAGGUUCAGAUGCAAUUGGACUUGCUCCAAGGGCAGCUGAUAAGUCCAAGAACCGCAACUAGAAUGGUUGCUUCCUACAGUCCAGAGCAAGAGGAAGAUCCAACGACUGUAGGGCCCUUUAUGAAAAAACCAAAAAGUCUAACAGUUUUACGACGAAUUCUGCCUUAUGGUCUGUACUGCAUGGUUUGCUGUUACGCGAGUAAAGAACUCCAUGUCUGUUAUGUUAGUUUCGCAAAAUCGUCUAUGGACCAAAACUCUAUUCGAUUGUGGUUAAGGCUUUGUACGAGUGUUAUUCGUAUUUGUGUAAAUGGUUUGUUACAUUGUGUGCUGCUACUGUGAGCAGUCCUACCUAGUUUGCGAAACGGUGUUGACGAACUGUUUCUCGUUCCUCUAUAUCAAUGUUCAAUGAAGCUUGCAAAUGUAUUGUCUA
Setaria italica (foxtail millet) is the source of this 1275-nucleotide messenger RNA. Its product is annotated as auxin-responsive protein IAA17. The transcript is spliced from 5 exons. Gene Ontology annotation, molecular function: protein binding. Lineage: Eukaryota; Viridiplantae; Streptophyta; Magnoliopsida; Poales; Poaceae. The coding region runs from base 164 to 907 and encodes 247 amino acids. The record is from RefSeq and is a predicted model, not a curated record. Gene Ontology annotation, biological process: regulation of DNA-templated transcription. Gene Ontology annotation, cellular component: nucleus.